This is a messenger RNA of Rhodotorula toruloides NP11, 1008 nucleotides long. Its product is annotated as SUMO-activating enzyme subunit 1. NCBI's taxonomy places the organism in Eukaryota, Fungi, Basidiomycota, Microbotryomycetes, Sporidiobolales, Sporidiobolaceae. Gene Ontology annotation, biological process: protein sumoylation. The transcript is spliced from 6 exons. Gene Ontology annotation, cellular component: cytoplasm; SUMO activating enzyme complex. The coding region runs from base 1 to 1008 and encodes 335 amino acids. Gene Ontology annotation, molecular function: SUMO activating enzyme activity. The record is from RefSeq and is a predicted model, not a curated record.
AUGUCCGCCCCUCCGCCGCGCGAAAAGGCCAUCACAGAAGACGAAGCCAAACUCUAUGACCGCCAGCUCCGGCUCUGGGGCGCCGCAGCCCAGGCUCGCAUGCUUGCUUCGCGCGUGUUGGUUGCGGGCAGGUUCAGGGGCAUUGCGGUCGAUGCGGUCAAGAAUGUCGUGUUGGCGGGUGUUGGACAGUUGACGCUGCUGGAUGGGGAAGACCUGCUAGAGGAGGACCUCGGCUCAAACUACUUUGCGAGGGAGGACGAGGUCGGCAAGAAGCGCGUCGAAGUCUCUGCACCACGGGUACAAGCGCUCAACCCGCGCGUGACCGUCUCGACCGAAACCGACCCGUCCCUCCUCUUCCAAGAACCCUUCCUCGACCAGUUCGACCUCGUCGUCGUCACCGACGUCGAUGCGCCGACUGUGCUCAAGGUCAACGACCUCACGCGCAAGCUCGGCAAGAAGUUCUUUGCGGCCGGGAGCGUCGGCAUCGACGGGUGGAUGUUUGCAGACUUGCUCGAGCACGAGCUUGUCGUCGACAAGAUCAAAACCGUCUCGCAAGGCGAAACGACCACCGUCCCGACCAAGUCGACCGUCUCCUACGUCCCGUUCUCGCUCGCUCUCGAACACAACUUUGCGAGUAUGCGCAAGAGGGAGAUGAAGCGCAGCGGGGCGGUCUUGUGGGGCGUUUUGGCCCUCUUUGCAGCGCAACGAGCUGUCUCCCCCUCUCCCUCCACUCCAAGCUACACCACCGUCUCUGAAUCCGAGCUCUCCUCCGCCGCUCAGUCGCUUCUCCCUAAGAUCGGCGUCUCGGCGGACGUGCUUCCUUCGUCCGAGAUCUCCCGCCUCGCCACUCUGCAAUCCACCGAAUUCCCCCCAACAGCCGCCAUAAUCGGCGGGAUCCUCGGCCAGGAUAUCCUCAAUGCCGUAGGAGGGAAGGAGGAACCGGUGAGGAACUUGUUUGUGUUUGAGGGAGGUGGGGGGCAGGGGAAAGUUUGGGCUUUGGGGGUUUAG